GUGAGGUGUAAAAUGAGGUGUUGAGAGGAAGCAUAGCGCGUGGGGUGCAAUCGGCAACGACGACUGGCUUGUCGAAACUGGGCCUCCAUACAGAGAGUAUACAAUUAACUGGCCUCUGUUUUUUUGCGUGUUUUUGUUUCUCUCUCUCUCUCCUCUCCUCUCCUCUCCUCUCUUUGCCCUUCACGGAAGCAAUUGCAUUUCCACCUCCAUUCUUGCAAGAGAUUCUCAUCGUCCAACAGUCAAAACCUUUAUAAACAACGAAAUAAAAGGAUCGAGAAAUCAGAACACUCCUCCCCAAAAUCCCGGAUUGUCUCGGCAGAGAUUAAUCUUGGGAUCGUGGACUCUUGGGGCUGAAUUUCCAUUUCCAAUUUUAGGGUGAUCUGUAACAAAUAACCCCGCGAUUUGAUUGAGCGCGGGGCGAGAAGAAGAUGUCUAAUUUUGUGGGAGUUGUAGUUGCUGAUCAAUGGCUUCACAGCCAGUUCACACAAGUCGAGCUUCGGGGCCUCAAAUCCAAAUUCAUAUCAUUGAAGAAUCAGAAUGGUAAAGUUACGGUUGGAGAUAUACCCUCCUUAAUCAUGAAACUGAAGAGUUCAAAUGACGUAUUUAACGAGGAGGAGAUUAGACAACGAUUGGGAGAAUCACAUUCUGAUAUCAAUGACGAGGUAGAUUUUGAAGGCUUCCUCAGGGCAUAUCUGGAUUUACGAAAUAAAGUCAAUGCCAAAUCAGGAGGUUCAAAAACCUCUUCAUCCUUCCUGAAGGCAACAACCACGACUCUUCUUCACACCAUCGAUGAAACUGAAAGGGCUUCAUAUGUUGCACAUAUCAAUAGCUACCUCAGGGAUGAUCCAUUUAUGAAGCAGUUCCUUCCAAUGGAUCCAUCCACAAAUGCUUUAUUUGACCUUGCUAAGGGUGGAGUCCUAUUAUGCAAGCUUAUCAAUGUUGCGGUGCCUGGUACAAUAGAUGAGCGGGCUAUCAACACAAAAAAGGUACUGAACCCUUGGGAAAGAAAUGAGAAUCACACACUCUGUCUCAACUCUGCAAAAGCUAUUGGAUGCACAGUGGUCAAUAUUGGCACUCAGGAUCUUGUUGAAGGAAGACCUCAUCUGGUACUUGGAUUAAUUUCUCAAAUUAUAAAGAUCCAACUACUGGCAGAUCUCAAUCUCAGAAAGACACCCCAGCUCUUAGAAAUUGUGGAGGACAACAAUGAUGUUGAGGAGCUUAUGGCGCUUGCCCCUGAAAAACUUCUGCUGAAAUGGAUGAAUUUCCAUCUCAAGAAAGGUGGCUACAAAAAGACGGUGACGAACUUUAGUUCUGAUGUGAAGGAUGGAGAGGCUUAUGCUUACCUGCUUAAUGUACUUGCCCCGGAGUAUUGCAACCCUGCCACAUUAGAUACAAAGGAUCCCUAUGAAAGGGCUGACUUGGUUCUCGAACAUGCAGAAAAAAUGAACUGCAAAAGAUACCUUACUCCCAAGGAUAUUGUGGAGGGAUCUUCUAAUUUGAAUCUUGCUUUCGUUGCACAGAUAUUCCAUGAAAGGAAUGGCUUGUCGACAGACAGCAAAAAGGCAUCUUUUGCAGAAAUGAUGACAGACGAUGAGCUAAUAUCUAGAGAGGAGAGGUGCUUCCGCCUGUGGAUCAAUAGCUUAGGAAUUUCCAUGUAUGUCAACAACUUGUUUGAGGAUGUCAGGAAUGGGUGGGUUCUUCUGGAAGUGAUGGAUAAAGUUUCCCCAGGAUCUGUCCACUGGAGGCAGGCUACAAAACCACCCAUAAAAAUGCCAUUUAGAAAAGUAGAGAACUGCAACCAAGUUGUUAAGAUAGGGAUGCAGUUGAAACUAUCCCUAGUCAAUGUGGCUGGUAAUGAUUUUGUGCAAGGGAAUAAGAAACUUAUACUUGCUUUCCUUUGGCAGUUAAUGAGGUUUAAUAUGCUUCAACUUGUGAAAAAACUAAGAACUCGUUUCCAAGGGAGGGAGAUGAGUGAUGCUGAUAUACUGAACUGGGCCAACCGAAAAGUCAGGAGUCUUGGCAGAAAAUCUAAAAUUGAGAGUUUCAAGGAUAAGAGCCUUUCAAAUGGAUUGUUCUUUCUGGAGCUUCUCAGUGCAGUUGAGCCUCGAGUUGUCAAUUGGAACCUUGUAACCAAGGGUGAAACUGAUGAGGAGAAGAAGCUAAAUGCGACCUAUAUUAUUAGUGUUGCAAGAAAGCUUGGAUGUUCAAUAUUCUUGUUGCCUGAGGAUAUCAUGGAGGUGAACCAAAAAAUGAUCCUUACUCUCACGGCAAGUAUUAUGUACUGGAGCCUUCAGCAGCCUGUCUAUGACUCAGACUCAUCUUCCACAGCUUCGUUUAGUCGUGGGGCGUCACCAGAACCUUUAGUUGACGAGGCUCCUUCCCCUGCAUCAGUUUCUAUUACAGAUGCAGUCGCUACACCAACUAAUGGCUGUGCAUCUCCAGCUUCUGCCACCACUCCUUGUGUGUCCCCUGUGGUAGUUCCCACGAACGGAACUUCAUACCCUAAUGCGGCAGCUUCUCAUGACACCUCCCCAGGCCCAUCAGUUUGCGGGGAUGAUGAUGGCUCAGUUGUUUCUGAAAUAUCUCAAUUGACAAUGGACAACGGAGCAUCUGAUACCGUCAUAUCUGCACUGAUUGAUGAUCCAGUAUCAGAUACUGCAACGUCUGCUCCGCCACCGGACAGUGAGGAGGCACAAUUGCCAAGUGAAUAGCCAUUGGUUGGAAAAAUUUUGUUGGUUGGAAGAAGAAAAAGGAAAAAGGAAAAAAAAAAAAACAGAAAAAUAUACACCUUUAGGUCAGUCACUGGGAAUAAUGAGUCCUAUAUUUGCACAUCGAGGUAUAUAUAUGCCCAUAAUUUAAAAUGGAAAAAUGUUUAAUAUAUAUUUUUUGUCCUUUUGAUUUCA
Messenger RNA from Salvia miltiorrhiza (redroot sage), 2903 nucleotides. Its product is annotated as fimbrin-1-like. Gene Ontology annotation, biological process: actin filament bundle assembly; actin filament network formation. Gene Ontology annotation, molecular function: actin filament binding. The record is from RefSeq and is a predicted model, not a curated record. The transcript has 15 exons. The coding region runs from base 429 to 2711 and encodes 760 amino acids. Lineage: Eukaryota; Viridiplantae; Streptophyta; Magnoliopsida; Lamiales; Lamiaceae. Gene Ontology annotation, cellular component: actin filament; cytoplasm; actin filament bundle.